Phytophthora nicotianae INRA-310 is the source of this 123-nucleotide messenger RNA. RefSeq lists its product as hypothetical. The record is from RefSeq and is a predicted model, not a curated record. The transcript has a single exon. Bases 1 to 123 code for a protein of 40 amino acids. NCBI's taxonomy places the organism in Eukaryota, Oomycota, Peronosporomycetes, Peronosporales, Peronosporaceae.
AUGCAACUGCUGGACGUAAUGUUCCCACCGCCUCUUCUGGCGACAGGCCGCUACGAACGCCUUCCAGUGCGUCAGAGCGUUUCGUUCGGCUUCCAAGGCCAACUUCUUUUGAUUGCGGACUAA